GAAGCCAUAUAAACAAACAUGCUGGACUGGAAGACAUAACAACAAGUAGAAGAAGACAUGACGACCCAGCAAGCCAAGCCUCUGUCUUCCUUCUGCGCUCCUCCUCGUGAUGCACUCUGACUCUCUCUUUCUCUGCCUCUCCUCCUCGCCAAAUUUAAUGGGCCCAUGCCCCCAUCUAUCUUCCAUUCAAAUAUCAAACUAAAUUACCAUUUUAGUCGGUCGUCGACUCACCCACUCCUUUUGACUCUCUCAAUUUCCCCGGCUUCCCCUCAUUCGCAUAUCAAAAGCUUAGUAUUUUUUUAAAAAAAAAAAUUGCUCCUUGUGGGAAUCAGGAUAAAUGAAGUGUUUUCAUUUCACGAACGGGGAAAGAAGAGAAGAUGAAGACGUCGUCGUUUCGAAGGUAUCCAGAGUAUCCUGGGCAAGGUCCUUUAGUGUGGCGUCCAGCAGUCUGGAUGCAAGGCGGUCCGACCUUGACUCGGACAGCUACUGCUACUCCUCCAGAGACUUGUCUGAAUCAGUCGGGUUCUUCGAGUUACUGAGUCAAAGAAGAGCUAAUGAUCUGCGAGUCUUCAGUUUCUCCGAGCUCAAAUCUGCUACUAGAGGGUUUAGUAGAGGUUUGCUGAUUGGUGAGGGAGGCUUUGGUUGCGUUUAUAGAGGCGUCGUUAAAGUUCCGGAUGAUCAUGACUCUAAUUCCAAGAUGGAUGUUGCUAUAAAGCAGUUGAAUCGUCACGGUUUCCAGGGGCAUAAGGAAUGGAUUAAUGAGGUGAGCUUUUUAGGUGUGGUUAAGCAUCCAAAUCUUGUUAAAUUAGUGGGGUAUUCUGCUGAAGAUGAUGAACGAGGGAUUCAAAGGCUUUUGGUUUAUGAGCUUAUGCGUAAUAAAAGCUUGGAAGACCAUUUAUUGGCGAAGGUACUACCCGUACCUCUUCCGUGGAUGACAAGAUUAAAAAUUGCUCAAGAUGCAGCUCGCGGAUUGGCUUAUCUUCAUGAAGAAAUGGACUUUCAGCUAAUAUUCCGAGAUUUUAAAGCAUCAAACGUUCUACUAGACGAGGACUUCAAUGCAAAGCUUUCAGACUUCGGACUGGCUAGGCUGGGACCUCCUGAAGGACUCGGACAUGUUUCAACAUCAGUUGUGGGCACAGUGGGUUACGCAGCUCCAGAGUAUGUUCAGACUGGCAGGCUUACUGCAAAGAGUGAUGUAUGGAGCUUUGGGGUGGUUAUGUAUGAGCUUAUAACUGGAAGGCGUGCAGUAGAGAGAAACCUGCCUCGGGGUGAGCAAAAGCUCUUGGAAUGGGUAAAACCAUUUGUAUCAGAUUCGAAGAAGCUCCACCUUAUCUUAGACCCACGACUUGAAGGGCAAUAUUGCAUCAAAUCAGCCCAGAAACUAUCAGCCUUGGCAAACAAGUGUGUAGCAAAGCAGCCCAAGUCCCGCCCUAAAAUGAGCGAGGUAGUAGAGAUGCUGGGAAACAUCAUCGGUGAAAUUUCAUCUCAGGAUGAAGAUGCCCCGGAACCUGCCUCCGAAAUUGAAGAAGUUAAGGAAGAGGCCACAGGGGAGACCGAGGCCGAGUCUAACAAACAGGGUAACAGUAAUCGGAAGAAGGUUUUUGACAUAAGAGAAAUGGUCAACUUGAGAAAUAGAUCCAUUGGGAAAUUAGAUUGGAGAAACUGGACGCCAGGGUUGGUUAGAACUACAUGAUGAGCCCUUAGCUUUUACCAGUAAAUAGAAAUGCACACAUCCUUGCUCCCCUGGGGAAUACAUGCAAUUCGAACACUCGGUAGGGCAAUCAUCAUCAUUUUAUUUGCAAGAUGGCUGUAAAUAUAGGUUUGUUGUGCGCCUUCACAGCUGUGAGACAUGCAUGUAUUUUUGGAAGGCACAAAUUCACAUCUCCUCAGUAGCAUGUAAUUUUGCCCAAGGGUUGGCUUAAAGGAUAGUUUUGAAAUUGCAAGGGGUUGUGCUGAGCUGUUUUCAGUUCAUGGUCAAAAUGGUACCCAUAGUCUGCUAUCAUAUAUUAAAGCUUUUCGAAUCGAAAGUUGCAAAUCA
Populus nigra (black poplar) is the source of this 2038-nucleotide messenger RNA. RefSeq names its product serine/threonine-protein kinase PCRK1. Gene Ontology annotation, biological process: protein phosphorylation. Bases 338 to 1693 code for a protein of 451 amino acids. Gene Ontology annotation, molecular function: protein kinase activity; ATP binding. The transcript has 4 exons. The record is from RefSeq and is a predicted model, not a curated record. NCBI's taxonomy places the organism in Eukaryota, Viridiplantae, Streptophyta, Magnoliopsida, Malpighiales, Salicaceae.